AUACACAAACGCACACUCAACACUGCUCAACACCACACAAAAAAAAAUAUCAUUAAAUAAUUCAAGUGAAUUCAAGGGUGGGUGAUUGUAUAUUUAUUAUUUUUAUUGUUCAUUUUUAAAUUUGUGUCAUGUCAUGGCAAUAUGAAUUUAACAAAAAAAAAGGCAGUUUGGUUCAUCUCAUGACAAAAGAUCAAACAUUAAAUAACAUCAACAACAACACAAGUGUCAUCAAAGAACGUAAACGUCCAACUUGGUUACAUUUAAUAGAAAUUUUUUUUACAAAACGAAUGUUAUAUGCUGCUGGACAAUCAACUAUUGCUGCUGGAGUCAUGUAUUAUUGUCAUGCACGUUUAGGAUUUCACUUGCUACUUCUUGCAGCUUGUAUGGAUUACAUAUAAUUAUUAUUUAAAAAUCACAACAAACAACAAUAUCAACACAUACACACACACACCCUCUUACACAUAUAGGUAUAUAAUCUCAGUGUACUUAAUUUUAGGACAUUUGUUUAUUUAUUUUCAUCAUCAUAACUUCAGUGUUUUUUUUAUUUAUGAAUUAAACAAAAGUUAAUUGUUAAUUAACUUGCGUAUUAAGUGAAAAUGUUACUACUCAGGUCAUUUUGUUUGUUAAAUCGUAGACAAACUCUUGUCUCAAGAUUUAUCAAGCCAACAAUACAUUAUCCAAGUAAAUAUUCUAGUUUUUCACAAAACACUCUGCCAAAAAUCAUCGAUAAAUAUGAUGAUAAAAUUACUAUUAAUAAAUGUAAAUUUCAUACAACACCUCGUCUUGAUAUACCACCAUAUUUUGCUUUGUUAAUACGCCCAAUAACAAGAGUUGGAGCAUAUUUAUUUGGACGGUUACUUAAAAAAUGGUGGUCAAGAAAAAGUCCACAAGAAAAAGAAAUUUAUAAAGAAUGGUUGUCUGCAAGAAAAACAAAAAUUUAUGGUUUGCUGGGAUUUGCUUUAGCUAGUUUACUUUUUUAUUACAUUUAUCAUAUUGAAACGGAUCCAAUAACUGGUCGUUCAAGAUUCAUCAUUCUCAAUAAAGAACAACAAAAAGCAUUGAGUUCUUUAGCAGCUGAAGGAAUUCUUGAAGAUCAUGAAGAUUCAGUAUUGCCUCCAUCUCAUUCAUCAUAUCGUAGAUUAAAUAAAAUUGUCAAGCAAUUGUUAAAAGCAAAUCAGGAUAUACCAUCAAUUGCAGAACGAGAAUGGACAUUGACAGUCCUUGAUUCAAAUCAAAAAAAUGCUUUUGUUCUUCCUGGUGGUCAAAUAUUUGUAUAUCUGGGUAUGUUAAAACUUGUUGAAAAUGAUGAUCAAUUGGCUUUUGUUUUGGCCCAUGAAAUUGCUCAUGUUCUUCUUUUACAUUCAAUUGAAUCAUUGUCUAGAAAUUUUUUGUUGGAUAUACUUCUUGCAGUACCCGUUGCAAUCACUUGGUUUAUAAUACCCAGUGAUUUAUUAGCCUUUGCUCUUCAAUAUUUUGGAGUUAAAUUGACAAAUAUUCUCAUCACUCUGCCACAUAAUCGAAGAGCAGAGCAAGAAGCUGAUCAUGUUGGUUUACAAAUUACAUCAAAAGCAUGUUUUGAUGUACGUCAAGCUGUUGUUUUAUGGGCAAUGAUGAAACAAUUAUCUCAUUUAGAAAUUGAACCUGAAAAAUCAACGUGGCUGUCAACUCAUCCAGCUCAUGAAGAUCGAGAAAAAUAUCUUGAUACUAUAUUACCUGAAGCAAUUGAUUUAAGAAACCAAUGUGGGUGUCUUCGAUUGAGACUACAUGAUCCUAUUGCUGCAUAUCGUGCAAAAACAGCAGAACAACAUUUAAAACAAUUUGCUAAAAGAGGCUACGUACCAUCACAAACAAAAUAAAAACUAGAUAAUUAAUAUGUUAAUAAAUUGUUAAUAUUUAAACAUAAAAUUAUUUAUUUUUUACUUGCUAUUAUUAUUGUUAGUACAAACUUGCCAAAUAAUAAAAAAGCAACUAUUUUUCUGUCGUUGUAAUAAAAUUAAAUUGAAUUUAUAAAAAAAUACACUUGUUUAUUAUUUUUUUUUUAAUGUAAAUUUAUUGAUUAUUAUUUUACAUAAGUAAUUUAGCUGCACUAUCAUCACAAUGCUAAUUUAUUUACUUAUUAUAAAAUAACCCUGUUUAAAUUUUUUUUUCUUCCCUAUAUUAUUAUUAUUAUAUAUCUAGUAUUGUGCAAAAUUGUUUUUGCUUCCUACAAAAAUAAAAAAUAGAAAAUAUAAUUUAAAAAAAUACAUUCACUAAUGAAUCAUGAGUAAUAAAUAACUAUUGUAAAUAUAAAUACAUUACAGAAUAAAGA
Messenger RNA from Aphidius gifuensis, 2308 nucleotides. RefSeq names its product metalloendopeptidase OMA1, mitochondrial-like. NCBI's taxonomy places the organism in Eukaryota, Metazoa, Arthropoda, Insecta, Hymenoptera, Braconidae. The transcript has 6 exons. Bases 597 to 1856 code for a protein of 419 amino acids. Gene Ontology annotation, biological process: protein quality control for misfolded or incompletely synthesized proteins; mitochondrial protein processing. Gene Ontology annotation, cellular component: mitochondrial inner membrane. Gene Ontology annotation, molecular function: metalloendopeptidase activity. The record is from RefSeq and is a predicted model, not a curated record.